AUGGCGGCACCUCACGAACUCGCUGGCACAAAUGCCGUUCCAACAGAAGAACAGGCCAUAGCCAUCCGACAAACGCUAUUUUCCGCCAAACAACAUAUCCAAUCGCUGCAAGAUGAGCUUGCCAACCUGACGGCCCAGCUUGCUCACGCGUGCAAGCACCGUGACGAGCUCGAAGCCCCCAUUCGCGAGCACCAAGCACUGACGUCCGCCGCCCGCCGGUUGCCCGACGUCGUUCUCCGUGCCAUAUUUAUCUCCACCCUCCCCACUCACCGGAACGCGUCAUUUGCAUCUGACGAGGGACCAUAUCUGCUUUGCCGCGUAUCGAGGCGCUGGAGGGCCCUCGCCAUGGAUACUCCGUGUUUGUGGGCAUCGAUGCAUGUCGUGAUUCCCCGCGCAGAGGCUUUCUUGCCAAUGAUAGACACUCUUCGUCUAUGGCUCAGCAGGUCCACCAUAGACCCACUUUCAGUCUCUGUCUGCUUUCCAAAAGCAGUCAGGACACGUUCCCCUCUAGUUACAUCCCUACUCGCCAUCUUGGUCGGCCAUGCACCAAGAUGGCAGAAGAUGCGGGUAGUCGUGUACGAGAAAGCGGAUGUUGAUGCCCUCACCCAGCUCACUGCAACGGAUCUCCCCAUCCUCCAAGACUUCGACAUUACAAUACAACACGGGAUAUCGAUUCCCUCCAUAGAAAUCCCAUUCGCAUUUCUCCGGACCCCGUCCCUACGCCGAUUGACUAUUUCUCAAUUGCCUCAGCCAGACGAUGUGCUCUGGGGGCGGCUCGUUCAUCUUGAGUUCCAUGCCAGCAUCAGCAACCUCAUCCACUUCUCGCUCUACGCGGGCUGGACUUGGCCAAGGGAUGCUCCUUCCGACAUGGACUUUGAACCCAUUCGCUUGCCGCUGCUGUCCGAGUUCCGGAUCUUGUUCAGCGACAGCCUCAUUGUCGGGCGGACGCUGGAAAAAUGCGAGUUCCCCAGCUUGCACCGCCUGAGUGUGCAGUCGCGGUGGCCGCAGCUUAUCAUCGGCGAUCUCGGGCUGCCACAGCUCAGCGCGGCAAGUCCCGGGCUGAAAAGUCUUGAGCUUACGGCGGAGGGCAUGCAGCGGGGGGCCCUAGAGGCGGCGCUGCAUGCGCUUCCCCAGCUGGAAGAGCUGACGCUCUCGGGCGAGCCGCUAUAUCCACCGACGACGCCACAGGGCGCCUGGACACGUGACCUAGGAUUCUUCGAUGCCCUUGCGUCUCCCGCGCUUUGUGCAGCCCUCCGCAAAUUGGUGCUGCGCGACAUCCGCCGUGCCUCAGAUGCGCAGCUCCUCGCCGUCGUCCGCGCUCGCUGUCGCGGCCGCCUCCGCGAGUUUCGAUGUCAGCUGCAGCGGCCGCUGGGAGUUGACUUGCGGGAGGAACUGCGAAAGGAGAUUGCCCGCGGGCUGCAGCUGAAGGUGGAGGUGCUGAGAGAUGCGCAGCUGAAGGUGUAUACGCCGUUGGAGCGGACGGAGAGGGCCCCGAUGUGGCCUCAUUGGAGCGACGACGACGACGAUUGA
This is a messenger RNA of Mycena indigotica, 1530 nucleotides long. Its product is annotated as F-box domain-containing protein. NCBI's taxonomy places the organism in Eukaryota, Fungi, Basidiomycota, Agaricomycetes, Agaricales, Mycenaceae. The record is from RefSeq and is a predicted model, not a curated record. The coding region runs from base 1 to 1530 and encodes 509 amino acids. The transcript is spliced from 2 exons.